This is a messenger RNA of Ctenopharyngodon idella (grass carp), 1910 nucleotides long. RefSeq names its product baculoviral IAP repeat containing 7 (gene birc7). Gene Ontology annotation, biological process: regulation of cell cycle; positive regulation of protein ubiquitination; negative regulation of apoptotic process. The record is from RefSeq and is a predicted model, not a curated record. Gene Ontology annotation, molecular function: cysteine-type endopeptidase inhibitor activity involved in apoptotic process; ubiquitin protein ligase activity. NCBI's taxonomy places the organism in Eukaryota, Metazoa, Chordata, Actinopteri, Cypriniformes, Xenocyprididae. Gene Ontology annotation, cellular component: cytoplasm; nucleus.
UACAGCGAAACUUACUGGAAUAAUAGGCUAUAUGGCCAGCGAAGGGGGAGCUGGAGCACACUUGAACAGUCCAUUAUGGAAGGUGAGCAGGAUGAGGGGAGAUCGUGGACAUGAGCGCGAGAGCAGCGCGCGGAUGGAGGCGGGGGUUCGGCUCGGGAUGCGGAGUGAGGAGGAAAGACUCCAGACUUUCCACAACUGGCCCAGAGAUGUGCCCGUGAGCCCUGCUGAGCUAGCCCGGGCUGGCUUUCAUUAUCUGGGAUACGGGGACACGGUGCAGUGCUUCUGCUGUGAUGGGAUCCUGAGGCACUGGGUUCAUGGAGACACUCCGCGGGGGGAGCAUGAGAGGCACUUCCCCGCAUGCGGCUUAAUGAUGGGUAGGGAUGUGGGGAAUGUUCCGCUGGGCUCGUCCGACUCUGUGGAUGGGCAGCUCUUGAGUCAACUGCAGCGGCUGACCGUGGACGAGCAGGUGUUGUCCGGGCAGGCGGCCUACCCGGAGAUGGAGUCAGAGGACAACAGGUUGUCCACCUACCACAACUGGCCCACAGGAGCAUCAGUGCAGCCUGAUACUCUGGCGCGAGCUGGAUUCUUCUAUACAGGUCAUGGUGACAAUGUGAAGUGUUUCUUCUGUGAUGGUGGUCUGAGGAACUGGGAACCAGGUGAUGACCCUUGGCAGGAACACGCCAAAUGGUUUCCACAAUGUGAAUAUUUGCUCCAAGCCAGAGGACGGGAAUAUGUGAGCAAUAUCCAGCAGUCUUACUUCAACAUGAAUGAGAGAGUGGGUGGAUCUCUGUCAUCAACUGCAGGAAACAUUACGUCAGCAGAGGUGUUGGGUGGGCAGAGCUCAGUGGCGGCAGCCAUGUUGUCUCCUGUGGUGCAGGCAGUGCUGCAGAUGGGUUUCCAGCGCUCACUAGUGGAGAGCCUGGUGCAGUCACGCUACCUGCUUACUGGCUCACACUACACCUCAGUCUCUGACUUGGUGACCGACGUCCUGCAGGCCGAGGAGGAGGAAAGGCAGACGGGGGAGCCCAGACCAGAGACUGUGGAGAGUCCGCAAACGCCGAGAACGCAGGUCUCAGACAGGGAGAAAGUGCGAUCAGAUCUGACUCCGGAGGAACAGUUGAGACAGCUUCAGGAAGAGAGGACCUGUAAGGUCUGCAUGGACAAACUCGUCUCCAUGGUCUUCAUCCCCUGUGGUCAUCUGGUCGUCUGCACAGACUGCGCAGCCAGCCUGCGUCACUGCCCCAUAUGCAGGGCGGUCAUUCGGGGGAGUGUGCGUGCAUUCAUGUCCUGAAGAGCAAACACACCUACAUACACAGCAACACACUCUGUUGCACUGCUGUGUUAUUAGCAAGAACCGUAUAGUCUUUUAAAGGAUAUAUAAUGCUGAAAUUACUAUACAAAUGGUGUAAUCAGCUUCCAAAUCAGCAUCAGUGUUCUUUAAAAAGAUUCUUUAAAACAUUAAAGCUACAGAGGUCCAAAAGUCCACUUUACAUCCAAAGUUGCAAUAUGAAAUAUUAGCAUGAAUUUCAUAAUGUUUUAGUUUUUCGUUUUUCCCCUUGAUUGAAUGACAGCAUCACUUCAUCUGUGAGAAGAUCUUAAUUAUUUUAUGUAAUAGAAAUCCUAAAACUAUUUGUUAAUUUUCAGGUUUAAAUGGGAUUUUGAAUCCCAGAAUUUAAAUGUGGACUUUUGGAUCCCGCUGUACAUUAAAAUGUUUUACAUGCUUGUAAGGUUCUGGACAACAGGUUGAUUUUGUGUCAUGCCAAAGUAAACAUCUUUUUGAGGAUUUUACAUCUUAAAAAACAUAAAAACAGAAUUUAUAAGAGAUCAUAUUGUAUAAUAAUCUUAUUUUAUUAUCAGUGUAUUAAUACAUUGCACUUAUAUUUUCAUGAAUAAAAAUGAUUUGCAUUGCA